ACCCCUCAGAGAGAACACUGGAAUGUUACUACAAUGAAAUACUCUUCCUUCCUUGCUGUUUUGACUCUUUCCCUGUUCAUGGGCCUUGAUGACUCUGUGCAUUCACUGGUCUCCAGCAGUUUGGAGGACACAUCACACAACAGCAUUGGGAGCUGUUACACAUGGGGGAGAGGAGCAUUCCGGACUUUUCAGGAUGAUUUUUUCUACCACACAUCAAAGUGCAACUUUGUUUUGAGUCGUCAGUGCAAGGGCCCUGGAGAGGAUUUUAACAUACAGAUUCGCAGAGGAUCUAAUGGCAAUCUGGAUCAUGUACACAUGCAAAUUGAAGGCGUCUCUGUUAUUAUAGAAAACAAAACAAUUACAGUGAAAGAUAUGAUAAUACAAUUGCCCUAUGAUGACAAAAUCAUCACUGUGCAGAAACAUGGAGUUUACACACGCUUUUCAAACAGAAAGCACACAAUUGCUCUGAUCUGGAAUCAGCAUGAUUCAUUGUCGGUAACCCUGGAUACCAAGUACAAAAACAAAACAUGUGGCCUAUGUGGGAAUUUUCAAGAACAAAUGGAAAUUAAUUCUGAUUCUCCUGAUGCUUUAAACAACAUUAUCAUUGCCAGUCAGCUGGAUGUUCUGGGCCAUGUAUGUGUUAAUGAUAAUCCUACACUUUCAACAUGCACAGCAGCUAUGAGCUGCCUGCCUCCCAUAUCAAUGUACUUUUCUACAUGUCUUGAGAAACCUUCCCUUACUAUAGGGUACCUAGAUUUAUGUAAAAAAGAUGUCUGUGCUAGUGGAAAUAAGCAAGAGUAUGCGUGUGCCACUUUCGAAGAGCUAUCGAGGCAAUGUACAAAUCUCCCAGUAACAAGUGAUCCUGAAAUCACCUUGCAGGAAAUUUGGAAACAAUGGAGAUCAAAAGUUACCUGUGUUAACCCUGGUUGUCCUGAAAAUCAACUCUACAAGGAAUGUGGCGCUCUAUGUGUCCCCUCCUGCUCUGACCCAGAAACACAACAACAAUGUGAUAAGUGUGUGAAUACAUGCGAAUGCCCUGAAGGCACUGUCCUCGAUGACAUAAGAGGCACGGGUUUGUGCGUCAACAAAAAGGCAUGUCCUUGUGAAUAUGAUGGAAAGAUUUAUGAACCUGGACAAAUAAGAAACACUUCUUGUCAUACAUGUAUUUGUCGGAGUGGAAUGUGGAACUGCUCAGAUGUCAGCUGCCCUGGAAGAUGCAAAAUUGAAGAAGGAUCUCACUUUACAACAUUUGAUAAUAGAUAUUACACAAUGAAAGGAGAUUGCUCUUACUAUGCUGUUAUUACAAGUGCAUGGAUUGUAAUGAUUGAAGUGAGGCCAUGUCAAAUUGCAUUGAAAGAGAUGUGUUUACACCAUGUGGUACUCACCAACCAGCAGAUUUAUUAUACAUUCACUAGUGAUGGUAACGUUUAUUCUGAAGGGAAUAAAGUUGGACUUCCCCUGAGAAAAGAUGAUAUAAUAAUAUUUCAACAGUCUUCCAUGUUCCUCCAAGUGGCAACUAAAUUUGGGCUGAAAAUGCAAGUGCAAACAUCUCCCAUCAUGCAGCUUUACAUCUCACUGCCUGAAGUUUUGCAGGGUCACACAAGAGGUCUAUGUGGCACCUUUAAUGACAAUGCAAAUGACGACUUCUUAUCUGCAUUUAACAUUGUGGAAGAUGCUCCUCUUACUUUUGCUAAUUCUUGGGCCGUUGAAAACAACUGCCCUCCAUCAAGCAUACUUGAUCCAUGUAUUAGUUCAGAAAAUGAACACUACGCCAAACUGCACUGUUCCUUUCUAAUGGAUCCAGCAGGUGCAUUCUCAGUAUGUCACUCCACAGUGGAUUACAUGAAAUAUUACCAGAUGUGUGUGGCUGCGACUUGUGCCUGUGAGAAUAUCAAUGACUGCCUGUGUGCAGGAUUGGGAGCAUAUGCCCACGAGUGCGCUGCUAAUGGUGUCAUCGUGAGAAACUGGAGAAGACACAUUUGCAAUAUAUCGUGCAGUAGCUCUCAGGUUUACCAGAAUGACAUGAGAGCUUGCAACCGGACCUGCAGGUCACUAUCAGAAUAUGAUUACACCUGCGAAAUUAAGGAUGUUCCAGUUUAUGGAUGUGGCUGUUCUGAACAAAAGUAUAUGGAUGAAAAUGGAUUGUGUGUGGAACAGCCAGACUGCUUGUGCUAUUACGAAGGGAGACUUAUAGAAAAAGGACAGAGUGUUAGGAAAAGUGGCAGCCUCUGGACCAAUGUAAUCGCCAAGAAGGCACUCUCCAAAUUCUCACAGAGAGUGUUCCCUGCUGGGUGUAAAGAAUUUGUUCUCACUGAUAACCGAGUAGUGACAGCUGAGAAGUUCACAAAUCAAACCCAGUGCACAGUCAAUUCUUAUUCACUUCACACUGUUGACUCUAUUUAA
This is a messenger RNA of Pristis pectinata (smalltooth sawfish), 2403 nucleotides long. RefSeq names its product mucin-6-like. The transcript is spliced from 20 exons. Gene Ontology annotation, molecular function: protein binding. Gene Ontology annotation, cellular component: extracellular matrix. The coding region runs from base 34 to 2403 and encodes 789 amino acids. The record is from RefSeq and is a predicted model, not a curated record. Lineage: Eukaryota; Metazoa; Chordata; Chondrichthyes; Rhinopristiformes; Pristidae.